Messenger RNA from Danaus plexippus (monarch butterfly), 4071 nucleotides. RefSeq lists its product as uncharacterized. NCBI's taxonomy places the organism in Eukaryota, Metazoa, Arthropoda, Insecta, Lepidoptera, Nymphalidae. The transcript is spliced from 16 exons. The record is from RefSeq and is a predicted model, not a curated record. Gene Ontology annotation, molecular function: FAD binding; oxidoreductase activity; 2 iron, 2 sulfur cluster binding. Bases 85 to 3891 code for a protein of 1268 amino acids.
GGCUCUUUGAUCACAUAAAUUAAUGAAGGUUUUACAGUUAUAGCAAGUGUUUCUGCUCAGUUUGUUGUGAGAACGUUGUGAGAUAUGUCUUGUGUUGAGUUCACCAUAAACGGGAAACUAUGUUCAGUCAGCGGUUCCGUACCGAUCGAGACAACACUCUUCGCCUUCCUGAGGUACACCCUAGGACUGCCAGGCACGAAGGCUAUGUGUUAUCAAGGAGUCUGCGGUGUCUGCAUCGUUAACGUCACUGCCAAACGACCCACCACCGGUACCAUAGAAACCUUCUCCGUCAAUUCAUGUCUGGUGCUGGUGUUGUCGUGUCACGGCUGGGACAUAACGACCAUUGAAGCUGUAGGAAACCGUCUUGAUGGGUACAGCGAGGAGCAGACACGGAUCGCGGCAUUCAAUGGAACUCAGUGCGGGUUCUGUACACCCGGCUGGGUGAUGCAGUUGCAUAGCUUGAAAGACAAGAACCUGUCAAUGUUGGAACUUGAAAACUCAUUCGGUAGCAACACAUGCAGGUGUACAGGAUUCAGGCCGAUUUUGGACACAGUGAAGUCUUUCGCUUCUAACCCUACCCCCGAACUAUGCAAAGCCGUAAAAGACAUCGAAGACUUAUCAGUUUGCAUGAAAGAUAAGGCUAAAAUUUGUCGACAAAAAUGUUCUUCUGUCUCCAGCGACAGUGACUGGAGUAUUGUUUCGGAUGUAAAGAACGCUAAUGAAAUUAUAGUUAUUCGUUACGACGAUAAAAUCUUCUACAAAGUAUUUGAAAUAGAUCAGAUCUUUGACCUUUUCAGAAAUUAUUCCAGUGAACAUUAUAUGAUUAUCGACGGUAACACUGGCAAAGCUGCUAUAAAGAACUUUGAGUAUCCACCAAUUUUGAUAGACAUCAGCAAUGUGGUGGCUUUAAAACAGCAUAGUAUCGAUCAGAACUUGAUACUCGGAGCAAACAUUUCACUCGAAGACUGUCUGAUUCUGUUUAGAAACGUUGCAGCGGACAGAGAAGAGUUCCGCUAUUUAGACGUAUUCGCGAAGCAUUUAGAUUUAGUGGCGCAUAUUCCCGUUAGAGAGAUUGGUUCAGUAGCUGGCAAUGUAAUGCUGAAACACAUGAUGAGAUCUUAUCAAUCAGACGUGUUCCUCCUUUUUGAAUCCGUCGGUACAAUUGUCAAUAUCCGCUCUGAUUCGGGUACACAAUCAAGCUUGACUAUGCAAGAAUUCUUAGAAUUUGACAUGAAUGGAAAAUUAAUUGUAAACUUUGAAUUGCCACCCCUGGGAGCUAAUCAUAUUAUAAGAAGCUACAAGAUUAUGCCAAGAAAUCAAAAUGCACUGGCCAUAGUGAAUGCUGUAUUUAAUAUAAAAUUGAAUUCUGGAACGAAUAAAAUUGAAAAAGCUACCAUCGUUUACGGAAACAUCUCGGGACAUUUUAUUCACGCCAUACAAACUGAGAAGUAUUUACAAAGGAAAAAUAUAUAUUGCAAUGAAACAUUACAAAAUGCUAUUAAUAUUUUAAAUAGAGAAGUCGCACCUGAUGAUGAUCCUUCCAAACCUUCGCCUAAAGUUCGAAGAAAAUUAGCUGUUGGACUAUUUUAUAAAUUUAUUCUCAGCAUAACCCCAGCUAAUUUGACGAAUUCUAAAUACCAUUCGGGAGGACAAAACUUAACGCGACCUGUAUCUAGGGGAGAGCAGCAUUUUCAAACAGACAGUUCUCUUUUCCCUCUUAACCAACCAGUAGAUAAGUUGGAAGCGAUUAUUCAAGCAUCUGGUGAAGCGCAAUUCGUUAAUGAUAUACCUACCAUGCCCAAUGAAGUGUUCGCUGCCUUCGUGCUUUCUACAGUACACAAUGGAGAUGUUGACGUUAUUGAUGCAAGCGAUGCUUUGGAGAAAAACGGCGUCAUAGCUUUAUUCACAGCAAAGGAUAUACCAGGCAAAAACUCGUUCAUCUAUCCUGGAUAUCAGUUACAAACUGAAGAUGAGGAAAUUUUAGCGGAUAAAAACAUUAAAUUUUAUGGCCAGCCUAUUGCAAUAAUUGUAGCCGAUACACAAGAUUUGGCUGUCAGAGCUGCAAAGUGGGUCAAAGUAACCUAUAAGAAUGUAAAAAGUAUACCCCCUGUUUUAACAAUUGAUCAGGCAACGAAAGAUAGUACUAGAGUUGUCACCGGUGAUGUUCUCACCUCUAAAGGAAAAGGGGAAGAUGUGACAAAAGUUAUUAAAGGCACGUAUGAAAUAGGAGGACAAUAUCAUUACUAUAUGGAAACUCUUAGUUGUUUGGUAGUACCCGUUGAUAAAGGAUUGGAAGUACACGAUUCGAGUCAGUGGAUAGAUCUAACACAGUCUGCUAUAUCUCGGUCGUUGUGUAUACCCGAGAGCAAGGUGCUCGUGAUGGUUCGUCGUCUUGGCGGGGGCUUCGGCGGGAAGAUAUCACGCAACGUACAAGUCGCCUGCGCCUCCGCUCUUGUCGCCCACAAACUAGAUCUACCAUGCAGAUUUAUAUUACCAUUCGAAACCAACAUUAGCAUAGCAGGAGGGAGACUGCCGACUCAGUGUAUAUAUGAGGUGGGAGUAAAUGACGAGGGUAAGAUCCAGUAUUUGAAAGCCGUAAUUAAUGAAGACUGUGGUUGCUCACAAAAUGAGAAUAUAUUAAGUUACUCUUUGGGUGGUUUUGGCAUAUGUUACAACAGGGAUUUUUACGACGUAAAAACAUUCAACGUUAGAACUGAUACUCCAUCAAAUACUUUUGCGAGAGCUCCUGGGACCAUGGAAGGUAUUUCUUCAAUGGAAAACAUAAUGGAGCAUAUUGCUUAUGAGCUCCACAAAGAUCCAACGGAUGUUCGAUUGGUUAACAUGACAGACACGGACCUUCCUAUUCUCAUAGAAAAAUUAAAAACCAUGGCCGACUACAAAAACAGAGAAGAAAAUAUCAAUUUAUUCAACAAAAACAAUCGAUGGAUAAAGAGGGGAAUUACCUUAAAUAUAAUGCUCUUUCCAGUUGAAUAUUAUGGAAAUUAUUCAGCACUGGUUUCAAUAUACAGAGGAGAUGGAACAGUGACUAUCACUUCCGGUGGUAUAGAGAUGGGGCAAGGCCUUAACACCAAGGCAGCACAAGUUUGCGCAUAUACACUAGGAAUACCACUAGAAAAAGUUUCAGUGAUCUCUAAUUACUCUUUUGUAUGUAACAAUGAGGUCUUUACGGGUUCCAGUAUUGCUAGUGAAAGCGUUUGUUAUGCAAUAAUUAAGGCUUGUGAAACAAUUAAGGGAAGAUUAAAACCGCUGAAUGAUGAACUAAAAAAUGCUUCUUGGUUAGAACUUAUACAAGAGGCCGCAAAGAGGGAAAUAGAUCUGUCAGCUAAAUAUAUGAUGACUGAUAUGGAACCUGAUUUAAAAGGUUACAGCGCAUAUGCUGUUGUGGCCUUGGAAGUUGAAAUGGAUGUCCUAACGGGAAGCUUCCAAAUACUCAGACAAGAUAUUUUAGAAGACGUUGGGUUAAGUGCUAAUCCUAAGAUUGAUGUUGGACAGGUGGAAGGGGCUUUUAUCCAGGGUUGCAGUUACUUUACGAAAGAAAAGUUUAUAUACGACAAAACGAGCGGAAAAUUACUUAACAAUGACGCCCUACACUACGAAGUCUUUCUUGCAAAAGACAUUGCAAUAGACACAAGAACUUAUUUCAGAUAUAACUCCAAGAACCCUAAGGGCGUACUAGGAUCGAAAUCUGUCGGAGAAAUGGGUAUAUGUACUGCUCAUAGCAUCAUAUAUGCUUUAAGGAAAUGUAUUGUGGACUCUAGGAAGGACUCGGGCUAUGAUAUUUCAAAAUGGAUUAACGUUGAUAUUCCCCUUACAACAGAAUCAAUACUCACUGCCCUCGAUGUAAAUCCUUCUGAAUUUAUUCUUAGCUAAAUAUUUAAUGACUCAUUGCCAUCUUAUUAUUAUGAGUAUACCCUUUUUUGCAUAGAAUUGUUUGUUUUAACCUGAGUUCUGUGACUUUUGUUUAUCUUUAUUUUAUUUUUUUUUAUUUAUUUUAUUGUAUGUGAUGUUUAUGUUCUCGUUGCAUAAUAUAUAGAAAAUAAUUUCGUCAAA